GCUCCGGAAGCUUCGAAGCUUCAUGCAGAUAACUUGGCCACUCUCGUUAUGCCUAUUACCAGAGCCGUGCAAUUUGGCGUGGUGAUUGAAGUAUCGAUUCAUUUCGGCGGUCAGCUAUGCCGAGUUAUUGCGGAAGCCGUAUGGAAAACUAGGCUACGGCAAGGGUCGAGUCGCAUCAAGUCUCUAAUACGAGGUUUUGAGGGGACGUCAUAAAGAAAGAUAGAGAAAGAUAGCAUCACUCCACAAGCGCUGCUACUUGCCCAGCCAGUGUCGGCUUGGAAUUACUACAUAGUAGGAAGUGGGUAAGUUUCUAUAGCAUAGAUCUCGUGUAUAUAAAGACUCGGCAGGUUUGAGGUCCAAAGAGACGAGACAUGAAUGUUUUUCAUCACAGCAAGGACCUAUAGUUGAUUAAAACACCAACCCCAGCUCAAGUACCUACCCCUCCAACCUUUCAAGAUGCGUAUUUCUACCAUCACAAGUCUCGCUGCCAUUAUACCGUUCGCGAAUUCAGCUCCCGCACCUCAGGCAGAUCCCCCGGAGACUGAUCUUUGCCUGCAACGAAAGUUCUUGACGGCAGAUUUAUGCUCGGAUAUUGACUCUACCUAUACCAAUGAGACCUUGGCAGGCUUUGGUUGGUAUUGCUGUUGGUACCAAGGCCCAUUUGCGCCCCCGCCAGCUCUACCUGUGUCGUAAGUUGUUAUUUUUUUUUUUUUUUUUUGAAUAGAGAAAAUGGUUAAACUAAUAACUGUGCGAAUAGGGCCUGGUUGACAUUUGCGGAGGACGGCUCAGUUGAAAACCGCUGCUUGACCUCGGGAACUUGUAAGACGGGGUUACCUGACGGUCGUAGCUAAAUACAAAGAACGGGUUUGAAAAUAUUGUAGUCAAAUAAAUAUAAUAUAUGAAACAAUUUAAAAAGAAGAAGAGUUAGGAAUCUGAUAGUUGAUUUAGUUAAUUCUCAGCGUAGCUCAGCU
Molecule: messenger RNA, 971 nt
Organism: Daldinia caldariorum
Lineage: Eukaryota; Fungi; Ascomycota; Sordariomycetes; Xylariales; Hypoxylaceae
Exons: 1
Coding region: 457-693 (78 amino acids)
Source: RefSeq, a predicted model, not a curated record